GUCCGAAGAGCGACCAGGGAGACGAUGCUGUAGUUCCUGCCCGGGAGAGGCAGAGAAGAGGUGCCGAUGGACGCUUUGCCCGUCACGCCGGGGGAGCUGCUGUGCUUGGGCUCCAGUCUGGCCUUUUCUGGGCUGUUCUAUUACCUGCACAGAAGGAAAGCCAAGGUGGCCUCCAAGAUCCAGGAGGCUCCAAAGCUUCAAGUUGGCGACGAUCUCCCCGGCAUCCUCUCCGCCACGGGUACCGGCUGCCUGAGCUAUGUUGCCGUUGAAGGUAUCGUCCAGCCGGCUGAGGCGGCUCUAACCAGCCCCUACCACCAGGAACUGCAGGGGGUGAUUGAGAGGCUGGUGCUGAAGGAACAGCGGCUGAUCUGGAACAGCUUGGCGCGGAGCUGGACGGACAGCGAGCGGGUGGUGCUGGAGCAGGUGCACAUGACCCCCUUUGUCUUGGUGUCGCCUGGUGGCCGGGCGGCGGGACAGGUGAGCGUGGAGUCCCCCCUCCGUGCCGUCGAGCUGCCCUUGGAGACGGUGUACGAGCGCUUCCAGCAGACCUCCCACGGCUUCAAGGACCUGCUGGGCCACUACCUGAGCGGGGAGAAGCCCAAGGGUUUCCUGGAGACGGAGGAGAUGCUCUUGGUCGGGAGCAGCCUCACCGGCAUCGGGGAGCUGACCCUGCACCCGGACGGCUCCCUCCACCUCCAACCCCCGGCCGACGGCGCCGGCUACUUCCUGCGCCUGGGCGACUGGCAGACGCUGCUGGCUGAGCUGGAGUCCGCCAGCAGUUUCUGGAAGUGGGCCGCACUAGUCUGCGGCCUGGUAGCGACCGCCACACUCCUGCAUGCCCUCCGUCGCGCCUACCGGCGCCACCGGCUCAAACAGGAGAAGGAAGAAGAGCAGCGAGCGUUCGAAGACCUCCGGCUCCGCAAGGGUCUGGCUCUGGAGCCGGACGAAGAGCUGCCUGCCAACACCUGCGUCAUCUGCCUCACCAACCCUCGGCAGUGCGCCCUGCUCCCCUGCGGCCACGUCUGCUGCUGCUUCCACUGCUUCCAGGCCUUGCCCCGCCGCACCUGCCCCAUCUGCAGGAGCCCCAUCGACCGUGUGGUCCCCCUCUAUCAGGCCUGACGAAACAGGGCUUGAGUGCCCUCUGGACGCCGUAGGGGGAGAGCUGGAUACGUCUGCGGAAAGGGGUAUACGCCACCUCACCCUUUUCUCAUCCCUGGAGGGUGUUUCCAGACCUGCUGGUGCAAUAAAGCUCCCUUCCGUUCUCUGGCUGACCUCGAAGCUGGCAGUACCGGGGAGCUGCAAGAGAGAAGGGGGGCUUUAAUAUUUGUUGCAUUCAUUGCAGGGAGGGGGCGAAGACAGCCCUUGAGCGGCUCGAAUCAACCUGCAGGCUCAGAGCAGGAAACUCCGCCGGCAGUCAAAGGGAACGUAAAGACGUUAGGAAUUGAAGAUCUUCAUCCCGUGCUCUCCCUUCCCUGCCGUUGUGACCUCAUGGAUUCCAGGCAAAGUUCUGUUCUGAGCCGACCUCCCAGAGCUGGGAUAACGGCUCCUUGCCUCCAUAUCGGGGCUCCGAGGGAAGACGACUGUCCCCCUUUGCUUUCCUAGCAGAGGAGGCACCCUGUUCUCAUGUUGUCCCCUACAGCAGAGUUUUAUUUUUGUAACGUAUCUGUUUUUUGGUGUGACAUGGCAGGUAUCUGCCACAGGAGCUGCUCGGGCGACAGGGUAAGGGGCUUUUAGUGUAGCCCCCGCUCCGGAUACCUGCCUUUGGGGCCCUCAGCGGAGAGGCCGGGGCUUUGAGAGCAGUCUUCUGGCGCCUCCAGCAUCAGAGGAGGGACAGUGAGGUAUCCACACGAAGCCAGUGUGCUCUUGCAGGCAGCUUGAGGUGACGCAUGCCAAUCCCCCACCACCGGCAGCCUGAAUCUCUCGCGGGUGCAAUCCGACCCCCGCAGCUCUCGUAGCGAGCUCAGGGCAAUUCCUUUCUUUUGAGCCAGAUUGAUGCUAGAACGUCUGCCCUGUUUAAUUCCAAGUUCUCCUGGCAGGUACACUGGCGGUUCCCAGCCAGUCUCGGACACUUCCCCUUCCUUUCGAGACAGACAAUCAAUGAAGUCUUGGACGAAUGGACCCAAGGGUUAUACGGCACGGUCGGCUUCUGGGUUGCUGCUGAGGAACGGCCUCCUGCUUCACCCCCCCCACACCCUAGAGACGGUUGGCCUCAUCGAGCUCUGCCUAAGCAGGAGAGAUGGUUCCUUGAUUUUUCUUAGCCUCACCCACCUGGUAGGUUGGACUGGUGUUUGUGUGUAUGUGUGUGUGUGUGUGUGUGUGUCCUCCUUCAGGGAAGAGCCGAGCACACUGUAACACGUAACCGAGUGUGGUCAGGUGACGUGGUUGUCAAGCUGUUAUCGAUAAACCGGUGAACCCAUCAGGGCCCGUCUGUCUCUUUAACAAAGGCGCCAACAAUAAUGGAUGUUGAAAGGAAGGAAGGGCACGUGGCAGAAUCGGGAGGGGAGCUCCUUAUCUUCAGCCAGGAGGUCGCUAGGGGAGAGAGGCGGUGUCGGACGUGCCCCCUGCACAGAUCUCUUGGCUUUUACCCUGCGCUCCUCCUGCCCCGGGCACAGUCUGGUUCCCACCAUGAAACUCAAGGCAGAGGUGUCGAACAGCUGCCGUGCAGACAGCCAGCGCUCAUCCACAGAAUGUGAGCUGCAGGGCGCCCCCUGCAGGCAGAGAGCAGCUCUUGAUCCGGUAUAUAGUACUGAUGGAAGAGCAGCCUUACCCCACCUGGGCUCACAGCCUCCUACGUUCCGUGUCCUGUUUAUUUGUGGGGUGGCGGCAUGGCUGCCCUCUUUCGGGGGGCUGUUCCCAGGGUGAUAACACCCCACUGCUCGGAAGGAUUGGCUCAUCGCCUUUCAUGAAGACGGGCUAAGAGGAAUCUGGCCAGAGACCCACCUCCGCCACGAGGCUGGCAGCGGGAGAGCCAGGGUGGCCGGAGAGCAGGUCCGGCGGUAGGGACAACCCCUCCCCUCCCCGUGCCAGAUAACAUCUAAACGGGGGCUUGGAAAUGCCAGUUCGGUUGCCGUUUGCAGUUUCAGAGGCUGCUUACCUCUUGGUUUCCUGGAGGAGUGAGAUGUCCGCGUCUGCCACCCCCAAUUUGGCAAUAGCGCUUAGUGUUAAGGAGCACAGAGGAUCCCCCCCUUGCCUCCCUCUGCCCUUCAGUAGCCUCUGCACACCGAGGCCUUCCUUUUAAAUCUCCCUGGCAAAACACUCUUUGGGCCUUAAAACCCCACCCCCACGGGUCCGAUCCAGGCCCUUGAAGGAAGUGGCACAGAAAUCAGCUGGGGGGGAGAUUGAGCAAGCACUGUGGAAGGGAAUUGCUCCUGUUGAAGCUCAUUGUAUGUGUGCGGGGGUGUAUGUGUGUAUAGGAGACUGGUUUCAAGGAUCCGGGAUUCAGCUGGCCAGGAGGCGGGAGCUCGCUGCCCCCUGCUGGUGCUGGGAGGAAAAUCCCCAGCCGAUGCAGCAUUGACUCAGCAUUCCUCGCCCACUUGGGUUGGGGUGCGUGUAUACGCCCCCUCCCCCAGCGCAACGGAAACAAAUAGCGCGAGGCGAAUUCGCCUUUUGCAGAAGCUGAGGUUUUCUUUCCCAAGCACUUGCUUGAGAUGGUCUGGAGAGAAAGAGGUUAUCUUCUGUUGGAGAGAGACUGAAAAAUGGUUAGGGGGGGGUAGUGCGAGGGAAGGAUCAGGCCCUGGGGGGGGGGGUUGCUGCCUUCUCCUUGCAGGUGGGACCUCCGUGAAGUCAAUGCUGGCUGUUAACUUGGGGAGUGGGAGUAACUUGCUCCUCCCUCUGCUAACCCCCCUGAUGUGGUGCUGGAAGAGGAGCGCUGCUUUUCUGCUGUUCUCCUGCUCCUCACUUUAGAGAAGGGGGCCAGGAGAUCCUUUCUUAAUGUCACGGUGGGAUUACGCCCGUCCUUGUUUGUAGCAGUGGGGUAUGUGUACGCAACUGCAUGCAAGGGUCUCUUUUGGGGCUAGAGCGGUGAGGUACAUCAGCGUUCCAAAAGUCUGAGCAAUACACGAAGGGAGGCGCUUUUGGUUCAAUGGACGCACCGAACCACCAGUUCCCGUCUUGCGCCGAACAAUUGUAACCAGCCACCGAUUUCCAUCUUGCGCCGAACAAUUCUCACGGAAUCUCCGUACAAGUUGUAAUGUGCCUUUGCGAUGUACCUGCGGAAUUAAAAAAAAA
Molecule: messenger RNA, 4227 nt
Organism: Gekko japonicus
Lineage: Eukaryota; Metazoa; Chordata; Lepidosauria; Squamata; Gekkonidae
Product: mitochondrial ubiquitin ligase activator of nfkb 1-A-like
Exons: 5
Coding region: 67-1119 (350 amino acids)
Biological process (GO): protein ubiquitination; organelle organization
Molecular function (GO): ubiquitin-protein transferase activity
Source: RefSeq, a predicted model, not a curated record